Talaromyces amestolkiae is the source of this 3957-nucleotide messenger RNA. RefSeq lists its product as uncharacterized. Bases 1 to 3957 code for a protein of 1318 amino acids. Lineage: Eukaryota; Fungi; Ascomycota; Eurotiomycetes; Eurotiales; Trichocomaceae. The transcript is spliced from 3 exons. The record is from RefSeq and is a predicted model, not a curated record. Gene Ontology annotation, molecular function: structural constituent of nuclear pore. Gene Ontology annotation, cellular component: nuclear pore.
AUGGCGAUAAUUUACAAGGAGACAAAGGUCGAUGUGCGACCCGUCGAAGCAAACGCCAUCGUCGACAUCGAAAUCCCUACAGCAGAAAACGCGCAGCGACGAGUCAGAGUAUCUCUGUCCUCGGGGGCAGCGCGAGCUGACAGCACACCGAUCAAGGACGACGAGGAUUUCGCCAGAAGAUACCUAGCUACCCAAGGCUCGAUCUAUUUUCGCCAGCGAAAGAUUUACCCGCGCACUUUCUUGUGGAGGGUAGUCAACGACAGCACUGUGCUAGAGAUUCAAUCGGCGGAUGUCUCAAAAAGUAUCGUGGAUAAACAUGAGGCAAAUCUCACACUUCGCCUAGAUUUUCAAGAGGCUAUUAUACCAUCUGGAGUUGCGCUGGCCGAUACCGAGGAUCACGAAGUGCUCAAUGUUUUUGUUCUCACAACCUCGAGACGUCUUCACACAAUAACACUCCGACCAGAGUUUUUCCGACGUUUUUCAUCGAUAGACGAGAAUAUUCAAGAUUGGUGCAAAUCUUUUAUACCAUCACCUCUAACUUUCACAAACCCUCAUCGCUUGCAUGCAUGCAGCACAACUGCAUUGUUUAUUGCAUUGGACAGUGGCGCCCUACUUSGGUUGACGAGACGAGCCGGUGAUGAUGGAUCGCACUGGUCGCAAAUCACUUUCGACGAAAAAACUUGGGGGGCAUCACUUCGUGGUUACGUACCAUGGUCGAGUGCACAGCGCAUUUCGUACGAUGGUCGCAGUCUUGAUCCUAUGACCCCGAACUCCAUCGCUACCACGUCGGAUCAGACCUACGUCUUUGCAGUCUGCUUGAAUCAUACAUUGAAGGUCUGGAAUCUCGCGACAAAUAAGUUGGUAGGCACAAAAGAUCUUCUCGAUCGACCAUUGCCAAAGCAACAAUCGGAUUCUACGGCAUACUUCUUGAACCCAGCGGAUUCAGUCUUUUUGCGAGUCUUUAACGCCGAGCGAGCGUUGGACGGAGGAUACCGUUACUAUGUUGCCACAUACACACCUCAUGAGAUGGGACAAUUCAAGUUCUGGGCAGUGAAAGGAGGUCUGACUACGCCAUUGACCAUUGAAGAUUUAUUCCCACAAAAAGUUUUCAGACCGUCGGAUCCCGAUUCCACGGGCAAUAUGUUUUGGACUGUUGCGGACUUUCAAAUACGGCCAAUGGAAGAAGGAACGAGAAUGGAACUGUGGGUGCUUUGGCGAAACAACGGCCUAUACCAACUCUACACUCUGCACUUUGGUUUCGAGAGUCUUGAGCAAGAUUGGUCCUCAAACUGGACAUCAACCGCUUGGGACUCUCGGCGAAACGAACCAGCUCCUGCUCUGGUGGUUUCGGACGUUGUCGACCCGACAGAGAAAUGGAUCGAGUAUUUUUUCCAUCCUGGACGCUACACAGUCGAAACUUUGGAAUUUGCCCUUACUUCUUACCAAGAAGCGCUCAAGCCACGAACAUCCGCUACUUUCCUCAAACGGAGUGCACCCCUGCAAGAACGGCUAUGCUCUGCUAUAACUGCAUCCGUUUCGUUGAGGAAAUACGCAGAAGACGAUAUGGACUACGCUAAGUAUCGAACAGACACUGACCACAAAUGGCGACAGUUCUGGCAAGUUGUCGAAGAAGUUCACAACAGAAGACUUGAGCCGGUCUCUUUGGCAUAUGAUACCUAUAGUGAUCUACCGUGGGUGGUCACUACAGACGCAUGUGCUUUGAUUCGGGAAUGCAGCGCGACAGAAUUGCUGUUGCAUAACUCUAAGUUGAAUCUUGAACGUGAGCUGCCUAUGAUUGCUGAUCGUUGGCGACACCGCAAACUCGAGACGGAAGUCGGCAACCGAUCCGCUGAUUCGUGUCAUAUCAUCAAGGUUGCUGCCGACUUCAGACAGCGCCUCCCUGCUACAGCAUUACGUACUUUUGAGGAGGCUUUGUACAGCGAGAUUUUCUUAGAGCCUCUGCUUUCAACGACGGAACGAUUAGCAAGUUUCAUUGACCAGUCAGAACUGUCGGAACAUGUCUCAGAUGACAUGUAUAAUGGUCUCUGUGCCGCGAUGAAUAAGCAGAUCAAUAUCUACCAACUACCCAAAGAACCUUUCCAGAUUAUUCUUGAUACGCUUUUUAGGAGAUUCAUAGAGAAAGACUCCGAGUUAUCAUUCACCGCAUUUGGAGCGAAAGUUCUAACAAAUGGCUCUCAAGAAGCUAUAUCCCAGAUACGUCGCUUGUUGCAUGAUCUGCUCAUUCUGGUUGUAUUUGUCGAAGGUGAGAUAAGCCAGGAGCAGGGAUCAUCGUUUGAUGCAGCAGAGUUAUUCCCUAUCCUCAUUGAUCUCAUCAAAGAGUGCGAAUUGCUACACUGGUUGGGCUCCCAUACUCGAGUAUCGCCUGACCGCAGCGACUACGAAUCUGGCGAUGUGCGUGCACAAUCUAAGAGAAUCGGUGCUGUGGAUACGGUCCUUCGGGAUCUUUUCGUACCGCGCAUCCUGCCACACCCGCACGUCAAUCUCCCUCAGAGCUUCACGUUGACAAAGAGCAUCUCUGAUCUUAUGUCUUGGGUUGUUCGCGCAGGACUUGUCACUCGAGAUCAUGCCUUGGUACAUAUUCAAUGCGAUCUCAUAGCACAUGGCAACCUCGAAUUGGCUAGUGACUUUUUGAAAUUUCAGCCCAGCGAUGCCUGGUCUAAUUAUAUCAAGGGCAGACUGUUUGUAGCUAGGGGAGAAUUCAAUACAGCAGCAAUACAUUUCCAAAAGGCUGCAUAUCAACUUGCUUUCGGAAGGCCUCUUGGGGAUUUGACAUAUAUGUCAUCUGGCCUGCUUGACCUGCUUUCUGCGGAUCAAUUUAAUAAUGGCCUACCAAAGUACUACCAACACAUACUGAGCCUGUUUGAAAAGGCCGGCUCAUUCUCACAUGUUGCGGACUUUGCGUCUUUGUCGCUGCAAGCACUGGAGUCUGAUCCUCAUAAAGUAACAGAUGACCCUGAUUAUGACGGUCUUCGAAUGGAUGUACUGUCUCGCAUGUUUCAUGCUUCUUUACGAACAUGUCAAUUUGAUAAGGCCUACUCAGCGCUUUCCCGCUACACAAACCUCCCAUUGCAAAAGUCUGCGCUCGGUUUAUUGAUCAAGGCCAUUCUUUCGGCGUACGGGUCCGGAACAUCGGGUCUUGAACAGCUACUUCAUUUUCCGCUAUGGCUCACACCUAAUUUCUCCUCUUAUGUUGAUGAAACACUCUUGUCUCUUGCUCGCAAACAGACUUCCUUUAGUUCAUCUCUCGACGGUGAUGCAUGGGAAAGCAACUAUACUCCAGACUAUCACCGAAUUCUGCACGCCUACCGUAUUGCGCGCAAUGAUCUACGUGGCGCAGCGGAAUUGGGUUAUCAAACCGUGCAGCGAUUGCGAUAUGCCAGAGACUCUCCAAUUGCACAGCGGGCGCUUAUUCGGCGUGGCAAAGUGGAUGAAGAGGAGUCCAAGCGCAUGGUUGAAGAGGAUGAUAUUGAGAGUAAGGAAAUCCGACACGAACUACUCUCGUUGAUCAAUCUCUUGGCGUGUGUCGACAAGUCCGAGGCGUAUAUCUUGGUUGAUCUCGAUGCUGUCAUUCCUGCAACGGCGCCUGCAGUUGGCGAGGCAGAAACGCCUGGGAAACGACAUGCCGAUGAUGAUGAUGAUGUGUUUAUGGACGACGGCACCCCAUCCAAGGCUCCGUCUGGAAGUUUCUCUCAACGACGCCGGAGCAGCGGUGCUGUCUCAAUGGACAGUGCCAGACUGACGCUUACCAACAACAACAAUAACAAACACAAACCCAGUCCACGGCGCGUCAUUGUCACUCUCGAGCAACUGCGGCGCGAAUACCAAUCAGAGCUCGACCGUGUAAGUCGAAUUCAGCGCGGCGACUGGGAGUUUGGGGUUGAUGAAUAUGAGGGCAUUGAAGGGGGGGCUAUGGAUGAAUCUUUGCUGGACUUUUAG